This is a messenger RNA of Blepharisma stoltei, 1365 nucleotides long. Lineage: Eukaryota; Ciliophora; Heterotrichea; Heterotrichida; Blepharismidae. The record is from the annotation of a GenBank genome assembly.
AUGCAAACUGCUGAUAGAAGCUGACUAUUUACGAAGAAAACACUAUUUUUGCCCUUAACAUUAUUUUCUGCUAGUGUUUUGGUAAUGAUUAUAUCAUUAACUGCUAAGAAAUGAUCUACCCUUGAUCAAGGUGAAAUAUCAAACGAAAUGAGUCUUUAUAGGUGCAAAAAUUGUGUGAAUUAUUUGAAGGAUUGAAGCUGGAAAUGUUUUUCUGACUAUUGUUAUUAUGACGAUUCCAGUUCCGGAAACUGCAUAGCAUAUAACAACGGAUCAAAAGCUUCAUUCUUUUAUUUUUCAUUUGAAAUUAUUGCGAUCAUCUCUGGGCUGAUGGUAGUUGAAAAGAUAAUUUUGGUAAUUUUUGAUAAGAAUUAUGGAGGCAAAAUUAUUUUGUGCUUACUUGCUGCUUUCAUGCUCAUUGCUCAUGUGAUGGCUAUAUAUAUAUGAUCAGUAUUAAAUGAUGCAAAUUGGUAUAAAUCUAAUGAAGAGUGCUCUAUAGAAAAGCCAUGUGUAUAUGCAGAAAAUGGACCAUUUUUAGCUUUCGCUAAUAUUUUUAUUUGUAGUUUCGCGUUUAUUUCGCUGAUGAUCCUGAUAUGAAAACAAAGAGAAAAUAUAUCAAAUAGCGAGCCUCUUGCUCGGUAUAUAUGAUUUAUCAGAGUUGAACUAUUAUUGAUAAUUGUUGGGCUAUUAUUUUUUAUUUUAUUUCUUAUAGUAAUUUUUACUGUUUAUCAUGAAGAGUGAGUAGAGCGGCACACUAAAGAUAACUUAUGGAGAGGAGGACUCUCAUCUUGUGUUGCUUGUGAACCAAAAAUCCCUGAUUUUGAUUGGGAGUGCUUAGUUGCUCGUGAAUGCUUCGUUUCUCCUUCAUCAAAAAGCUGCAAGCUUUAUUCUCAUAUGUUUAAUGCUUAUAAGCUUUAUAUAUUUUUUGAUGGGCUGGCUUUACUCUGCUCAGUUUUCUUUAUUCAAACCUAUAUAUACUUUUUAAAUCGAAAAAUUUAUGGCUCAGCUUAUAUGACAUAUGUAAUUCCUAUGCAGAUUUACGCAAUUUUGCUAUCAGUAUUCCAUAUUACUGCUACAGUUUUAUGGUUUAUGGAGAGUGAUGUGGCAUUGGAUUCCCACUGUAACAAAAAAAAAAUUAAACCGCAUAAGCAUAUUUUUACAUGUUCAAGAUUAGGGCCUCAUUUACUUAUGGUAUCAAACUUUUUUUCUAUUUUCAUGACGGCUCUGUAUUGCUAUAUAUUUUAUAAACGGAAUUAUGAUUACAAAUCUAUAAUUAAGCUUCAGGAAAGCCAAGAGCAGGGAAUUUCUAAGUUUCAUGAAAAGUCGCGCAUUGAAGAUUUUAAAAAUAAUACAAUAUUAAGCGAUUAA